GGAUGGGCUGUGAUAGACGUUUGCUUAAUAUCAUUUCUGAUAUCACCGAUUUGUCCUUCGAAAGAUUCUCAAAGGGAAUUAGUGAAACCAACUAUCAGAUUCUCUGUAAUGAAAUGAGACGUAAAUUGGACCUGAUGAGUCUAAACUUGAUGGAAACUAUGUUAAUUCCAGAACUGUUGAGUACACCGAGCGCAUCUUCCGAACCCAGCACUCCAGCUGAAGCUGAAUUGUGUCUAAUCAACUCUGAGAUGGAGGUGGAAGAAUUCUGUUUCUUACUUUCUUGUGAGGUAAAGAGAUUAUCCACCGUCGUUUACUUGGAAUGUUGUUUAUUAAACAAGACGCCAGAAGAUGAAAUGAUUCAGCAAUUGGUGAAACAGAUAUUCUCUCUUUUGGAAUUCAUAGUUAUCAAGAACGACUUCAAGUGGUACUCCACCUUGCUUUGGUCUGUUUUCAUGGCCAGUUCGGAAAUUCUGAGCUUGAGUAAAGAUUGUGAAGAAUUGAGGUAUUUGGCUUUACAAAUUUUGGACAUUUUGGAAAAGACAACAUUAGGUAAUGUUGGAAGGACCAGAAAGAUUCUCUUGGACAUUUGGAAAAGAAGAGACUUAGAGCAGAGUGACGACAAUAGUUAUGGAUAUGUUCGUAAAACUAUUGACGACGGGAAUCCUAAGAAUGACGGAUUGUUCUUAGGCUUUACUAAUGAUUGGGAAAAGUUUGUGGUCAAGGAAGAUUAUGCGAUUUCCUUGGCUUAAUUUUCUUUUGUUGUUUUGCUUUCAUCUUGUAUUAAAUUUAUGUUGGAAAUGGUGUUUUGUUUUAUAGUUCUUCUUGUUAGUUAGUAAAGGUUAAGUUAAAUUCAAUGAUACAAUGGA
Molecule: messenger RNA, 866 nt
Organism: Scheffersomyces stipitis CBS 6054
Lineage: Eukaryota; Fungi; Ascomycota; Pichiomycetes; Serinales; Debaryomycetaceae
Exons: 1
Coding region: 3-749 (248 amino acids)
Source: RefSeq, a predicted model, not a curated record